Molecule: messenger RNA, 2439 nt
Organism: Seminavis robusta
Lineage: Eukaryota; Bacillariophyta; Bacillariophyceae; Naviculales; Naviculaceae
Source: the annotation of a GenBank genome assembly
CUCUAUUUUCUGCGAUUGCUGCCAUAAUUAUUGCUUCAUAACAGCCAACCACAGCAACGCACCUUGAUGGGGGGAGUAUUAGUAUUGCAAUAACAACGACACCGCAAUCACAGUCUAUUAGCUACAGUGAUCACCGAGUCCUCGCUGAAUUUGACACUUGUUAGCGCGACUAUCCACCAAACUACUGAGUAGAGCGACUAGUUACCAUCGAGCAGAGCUUGCAAACUUGCAAACGUGACGGUGCAAAAAGAGGACGAACCUCCAACCGCGUCUGUGCCAGUGGCGGAGCGAAACCGGAGCUCACAAAUCCUGACAAGACAGUGGCGACAGGCCUCCCGCUGUUAUCGAGAAUUGAAUUGAAUCGUAUCAAUCUGCCUCCACCAAGCACAGCAAACAAACAAUCCACCUAUUAUCUUCCUUUCACACAACCAGACAGCCACGACAAUGACUUCCCAAGAAGAGAAAAAGAUGGAGCGCAUGGGCAGUAACGUGAGCAGCGCCGUGGGUGGUUCCAUGUCACUGGAACAGAUUGCCGAAUUGGAAGUGGAAAUGGGUGAGAUAUCGCAAAAGGCAGCCGACAGAUUCGAUCGAGAAACCAGACUCCCCAAACUGCGCUUUGAGAUUAUCACCCACGCUAAACCACUGGGGUAUUUGGGGGCCGGUGGCUUUUGUCGCGUCUAUCGCGUCAGACUCGACAACAAAAAGGUGGUGGCACGCAAGGGACUCAAGGAUAGCAUCAAAACACAACGACACGUAUUCAAACAGGGAGCUGUUGACAUGGUCACGGAAGCCAAGUUACUCAAUGCGCUGUCGCAUCCGAAUAUUCUCGGAUUGGAAGGAGUGUCCACGGAUAAUUGGAAAGACAGUUACCUCAAUGGACAGUCCUUUUAUCUUUACCUCGAUCGCUUGUCGGGGGAUGUCAGAGAACGAUUUGAACAUUGGGAAGAUACCAAAGAAAACAGCUCCAUCAGCAGUCAUCUCGUUAAGAGACUGGAAACCAUUGCUAUUCCCAUUGCCAAGGCGGUGGCGUAUCUCCAUGAAAGACAUAUCAUUUUUAGAGAUCUCAAGCCGGCCAACAUGGGCAUUGACAUGCAUAAUGUUGUCAAACUAUGCGACUUUGGAUUUGCACGGGAAAUCAUUGACCCAGAAAAGAAACUGACGGGAUACGUGGGCACCCCGUUGUACAUGAGCCCCGAAGUGGCACUCUCUGAACGCUACGGAUUCCCGGCAGACGUGUACUCCUACGCCAUGUUCCUUUUCGAAUGCAUCUCCUUGACCAAACCAUGUAUCGAAAUGAUUCGAGCCGAUGAUCCCAAACAUUUCGAGCAAAAGGUUGUCCACGAAAACUAUCGACCUCCGUUGACGCAGACCAAACUCUUUACCGAGAAGCUACAAGCUGUCUUGUCAAAGUCAUGGGACAGGAACCCGUCCGUACGACCCACCAUGGAAGAGGCAGCGAUACAACUCGAAGAAGCCACAGCCGAAAUUGCCGCCGUUAUAAAGGAAAGGUCGUGGUUCCCAUCCUGGACCCUGUCGACAACCAAUACCGGUGAUAAUACUUGGGCGACUUCGACGUAUCUAAAAUUUGGUGCAUCGCCCAAAGCCCACAAUAAUGAGAAUCACAAAAAUAUCAAGCCGACGAAACAACAACAGCCACCAGCACCGCCACAACAAAGACAACCACAGCAACAACAAAAUGGGACCAUUAGCAAACCAAAGAGACGAAUCAAUGUUAGUACGUUCCGAUUCUAAGUCCUACUCGACUCUUUGGUCGAUGUUGGCGGUGGAGGAGGCCUGGCUGGCCAAACCCUUGGAACGCCUUGUUGGCACAAAAUGAAUCCUAUGUUGUUUCCAAAACAACACCUUGCCAACCCCGCUACUUGCUCCUCUCGAGAGUUUGCCUACCAGGAGGGACAAGGGCUGUUUUGGUGGGAAGCUUCUGCCUGCUAGUAUUCGUUUUCGUGUCGAUUUGGCUAGUACUCCAUGCGCAGCUACCUGCCCCCUUGAGGAAAAGCCUACGUGCAAAUCGAUUCGAUUGAGUUUGAGAUUGAGAUUGCAAACCGGGAAGAUGUUGGUCCAACAAAAUUCCUGGUCUGUUUCAAGGAAUGGAAGAUCUUCUCGCCCCGAAACAGAUUCCCGCGUUGCCCUGUACCACCGGUAGAGUAGAGAACGCACCGAAUCGAAUCUAGUUUCAGAUUUACAUACUGUUCUCUUGUUACUGCUUCGGGUAGAUCUAGUUCUAGCCACGAAAUGUCCUGGUGCCUUUGCUAUAAUAGCAGCACAGCUUUGUCUGACUCAUCACUCCGGGAAGCACCAUCUAUCUGUUGUGCCAAAAAUGACCUACUAGCUAGAGUAGUAGAAACCGCAUGGGCAACGAAUGAUGAAUCGAAUCGAAAAGAAAAACAAAUACUAAAUCGAUACGUCAAGGAGCGGGGGGGG